Molecule: messenger RNA, 4487 nt
Organism: Anopheles aquasalis
Lineage: Eukaryota; Metazoa; Arthropoda; Insecta; Diptera; Culicidae
Gene: Blm
Product: Bloom syndrome helicase
Biological process (GO): double-strand break repair via homologous recombination; DNA replication
Cellular component (GO): cytoplasm; nucleus; chromosome
Molecular function (GO): ATP binding; four-way junction helicase activity; nucleic acid binding
Source: RefSeq, a predicted model, not a curated record
UCGUAUCACCUUUGUGUUAUUUAAAAGCAGUAAACGCAGGCGGAAGACUACAGAGCAGCAUGUCUCGAAAAGGGGCAUCGUCGACGGAACCUCUCAAGCAGAUGAGUUUAAGAAACUUCAUCGCGAAGAAAGAAAACAGCAAACUAUCCAGCACACCACCGGCAGAAAAGGAACCACAAAUAUCCUCGACUACGAACCCGGAUGCUACGAUCUCGCCCAGCAUUUUCAAACCCAAAGCACCUUCGUCGCGCGCAACAGCUUCGACCGUCGUAAAUUUACUGCUUACCGAUUCGGAUGAUUCGAAUAGUUCCCCGCGAAAAGCGACUUCCGAACGGAAUCGGCUCUCUCCGCGCAACAUCUUCAAGCAACAAAUCGUCGAACCGAGCAGUAAGGCCGGUGAGGCACUGGAUGAGUUCGAUUUGAUGGUAGAGAAUUACCCCGUUCCCGGUGGUUCUAUCGAUCAGUCGAAAACGAUCGAGCUGAAUCUUGCCGAAGACUCCCGGUAUGUGGAGGCCACCAAGAAGCUGCAGGAGAACCUGCAGAAACUUUCCAACAGCCCGGCAAAGAUCACACCCAAGUUCCAGUACAAACAACCGAAAGCAUCUCGCUUUUCGUUCGAUCUGAAAGGCGACCAUGUGCUCGGGAACCAAUCGGAUGAGGAUGAUAUUUUCGAGCGUAAGAAGAAACCGGGUUCCACCUCAACACCCGUCCUAGCUGCCCCCGCACCGACGGAUAGUACACCUGCGGCGGCAACACCUCAACCACGUAACAAUCUGUUCACUGCUAAUGCCACACCAAAGGUGCAAUCACAUACAGCGAGUGUUGGGAAUGUGCUACCGAAACUGAACAAAUCAUCCGAGUUGAACCGGUUGCUAAGCCCUACGAAGAGCACCCACAGCAUCCACUUCGAUGAGGGCCUGCCGGCCUUUCUCGAUGAAGUAAACAGUAAUCCAGCCUUUAACUCGAAAAGCCUGCACGAGCGGGACAUUCGAAAAAAUGGGCGUUUUCUGUCGGAUGCGCGCCUCGGUUUGUUGGAAAGGUUUUAUGAUUUGAUCGCACAAGUGCCAUCGGAGGCAUUACGGCAAGUAGAUCGCAACUUCGACGUUGAUUGCUACGAUCGCCUCAAAACCACGAUUGAUAGUGUUCGUGGGAAAAUUAAGGUGAAUGAGCGAGUGCUGGAGAACAUGCGACGAUUGAGUAAAUCGAAAUCCACGCCAACCAACCCCAGUAAAGGAACACCAGUGCAAUCAGACAAGGUACCGAUCGUGUAUGAUCUUUCGUUCGACGGCGAAGCAGAUGAACUGGAAAGUGAUUACAUCGAAAGCACACUAGCGUCUGUGGCUGACCGGACAAAGGAUACAGUAUCACACUCACCAGCCCCUGUAACACUACCGAAGGCGACUCCGACUGCAACCAGAUCCAUUUGCUCCAGUGUGCCAACGCCAAAACCAACUGGAAGUGCAUUUGUCUUUAAAAAGCCUAUCGCCGGUUCCCUGCUCAAUACUUCGGAAGCUGCACAACGGUUGAGUGUUUCGAAUUCAGCUGCCGUCAAUAUCGACGAUGAAGAUGAUGAUUUGAUGAACGAGGAGGACAUACUGAACAGCUUACACGAAGCCGAACUGAUUGAUCGAGGAAAAUCGGUGCAAACAUCGCUCAACACGAUCGAUCUCGUUACACCGGACUCUUCACUAAGGAGACCUAAUACAUCACGGAUCACCUUUCCAGUUGAAGCGGUGCCUAAUGCCGUCCCUGCCCCAACGAUGGCCCCACGGAAUACACAAUUCAUUGAGGAAAUUCAUUCGCAGGUCGAUGAUGAUGGUUGGCAAGUGUACGAUGCGUCCAUGUUCGAUGAAUCAAUUGAGGUCAUACCGGACGAAAGCCUGCCUGCCGCACCGUCCAAAAACACCAAUACAGGCGAUGCUCCGAUAACAGUCCCGGCGACGGGCACCGAAAUCGGACGGUUUCAUGAGGGUGUGCGGAACGAUGGGAUUACGGGGGAGUUCGACGGUAUGAGCUAUCCUCACUCGAGCCGUCUGCAGAUGGUGUUCAAGGAAACGUUCGGUUUGCGCACCUUCCGGCCAAACCAGCUGCAGGUGAUCAAUGCUACGCUGCUUGGUAGAGAUUGCUUCGUGCUGAUGCCGACCGGCGGUGGUAAAUCGCUCUGUUAUCAGCUGCCGGCACUGCUGACCACCGGCGUAACGAUCGUGGUGAGCCCGCUAAAGUCGCUGAUUCUGGAUCAGGUGCAGAAACUGAACACGCUCGACAUACCGGCGGGCAGUUUAUCGGGAGAGGCACAGUUGGCCGACGUGCAGCGCAUCUACGAUGACCUGUACAGUAGCUGUCCUGUGCUGAAGCUGUUGUACGUGACACCGGAGAAGAUAAGCUCGUCGGCAAAGUUCCAGAAUCUGUUGAGCGCGUUGCACCGACGUCGUCAGCUGGGGCGCAUUGUGAUCGAUGAGGCGCACUGCGUUUCGGCCUGGGGCCAUGACUUUCGACCGGAUUACAAGCGGCUGUACAUGCUACGCGAACAGUUUCCCGAUGUACCGAUCAUUGCACUCACCGCUACGGCCAAUACGCGCGUCCGGAUGGAUGUGAUAACGCAGCUUAAACUGCAACCCGAUACGCGCUGGUUUUUGAGUAGCUUCAAUCGGCCAAACCUGAAGUACCUGGUGCUUCCGAAGAAGGGCGCAACGACGAAAGGUGAAAUGAUCAACUUGAUAAAGGCAAAGUUCGCCCGGGACACCGGUAUCGUUUACUGUCUGUCGAAGAAGGAAUGCGAUCAGCUAGCGACUGAAUUCCGGAAGGCGGGAAUUAAGGCAAAGAGCUAUCAUGCCGGCUUGACCGAUACGGUACGCGAGGCAACGCAAAAGGAGUGGAUCAGCGACCGGAUUAAGGUGGUUUGUGCAACGAUCGCGUUCGGUAUGGGCAUCGACAAACCAGAUGUGCGUUACGUGCUGCAUUACUGCAUGCCGAAAUCGAUCGAGGGUUACUAUCAGGAAUCGGGCCGUGCUGGACGGGACGGUGAGAUCGCGACAUGCAUCCUCUACUACAACUAUUCGGAUAUGCAGCGCUACCGGAAGAUGAUGGACAAUGAUACAACCAUUUCGUUUGAGGCCAAACAAAUUCACAUGAACAAUCUGCUGCGGAUGGUGAACUAUUGCGAAAACGUUACGGAUUGCCGGCGCACCCAGCAGUUGGAGUAUUUCGCCGAGUACUUUACGAGUGAGCAGUGCCUGUCCAGGCGGGAAACGGCUUGUGAUAAUUGUCUGAUGCAGGGUGAGUACCGCACGCUCGACGUCACGGACGAUUGUAUCAUGCUGGCGAAGGCGGUACGAGAAAUAUGCGGCGGUCGCAGUCGUUUCACGCUACUCCACAUGGUCGAGGUGCUAAAGGGGAGCGAAAAUAAGAAGGUGCUGGAAAAUGGCCACAAUCGUACGCCAUACCAUGGCAAGCUGAAGGCCUGGGAACGCUGUGACAUUCAGCGGUUAUUGCGCAAGUUAGUGCUGGAGGACUACUUGAAGGAGGAUCUUAUCUUUAGCAAUGAUAUCCCGCAGGCGUACCUGCGCAUUGGUAGCAAGAUCGAGCAGCUAGUGUCGCGACGGGUACGAAUCAACUUCUCUAUCAAGCAGAAACAGCUGGCGAAGAGUGGAAGGGCGGUCGUAACGUCGGCGACUCCAACUGCAUCGACCACCGAUACGCAGUUGGCGGGAAAGCUGAAGGAUCUACAGACGCGCUGCUACAACGAUCUGCUCGAAGUGUGCCGUGCGUUUGCGAUGCAGCGUGACGUGACGCUUGCUUCGAUCAUGAACAUUCAGGCACUGAAGACGAUGUCCGAGAAGCUGCCGGAAUCUGCCGCCGAGAUGAUGUCAAUGCCGCACGUUACCAAAGCCAACUACGAAAAGUAUGGUAAACCGUUGCUCGAAAUCACCCAGAACUAUGCGGCCGAAAAGCUGUGCCUGCAGAUGGACGCACAGGAUGACGUGGGUGCUGGUGGUGGGGAAGGCGGUGACAGUGACUACAGUGGCGGCAGUGAUUAUGAUAAUGCGGAUGGACUGGAUUGGGGCUCGCUGGCUCGGGCUGCCUCUUCGCAGGACGGUGCCGGUGGUAGUGGUGGUCGCAGAGGGUACAAAAGACAACGGAGCUGGGGUGCUGGCGGUGCCGGUGGUACCGAGAAACGAACCAAGCGAGUCCGACGUGGUACGGGCAGACGGAAAGCGUCGAGCAGGGGGGCUGCAACUCCUAAGGCGGGAUCAGCGGCAUCGAGCAGUAAGCGUGCACCAUCUACAGCUGCCCGAGGCGGUAGGGGUGGUGCAGCACGUGGCCGUGGUGGAAAAGGAUCCAGCUCCACGGCCGGAAGAGGCGCAGGAGGUGCUACAGGAUUUGGACUGCUACCGAUGCCCGGUGGUUACUGAGAUUAGUGUCUUUACAGUUUGUUUUCUAUGUUUGAACGUGAGGGCUGUCCACCAUUCAAUAAAUGUGACAUACAU